GUCAAUAUCGCGGUGUUUCGCAGAGUUUGAUCUUUCCGGAAGGGGUGGGAUUGGAGAGUCACCCCAGAGAGUUGGAAGCAGAUUCUGUUACAUACCACCGAAAUGAGGAAGAUAUGCCCAUAUUUCGAGCGGACGCCGGCGUCGAGUCUGCCGAUAUGCUUGACGAACUUCUACAGUUGUAAAUGUUGGUGUGUUUCUGCCCCUAGCUGUGAUUGUGCGCUUAAUUGCCGUUCGAUGUUUCAGCAUCGGUCAAACCCAUACAGACUGCCUCCUUGAACCCGACACACCGCUCAACGUCCCUUCCGAUAUCCAUCCGCCCAUGAAAGAAGCGGUUCAGGAAACAUCCCGACUGAUGCAACGCCAGCUGGAUAACGAGGUUGACUGCACCCGGAACUUCCUUUCCAACACAUCCUUCCGCAACCGCACAUCCAGCAUCGACACGAAUCUUGCGAGAUCCGAUAGUGUGAACCAGCUCAGUAUACCGUCGAGCGGGGGUGACGGCGCUCUGCGUCGUAGAGCAACUGUCGCCCACGUUCCAGUCGGGAUAGGCAACCAAUGGGAUACUUUGCGGCGGACGCCAUCUUCAUUCGAUACCCUGGAACUUCCACCUACGAAGGACUAUCUCCAUGUCACACCCUCCACGCAUCUCAGAGUCACUCCACCGUUUCAACGGGCUAGGCUGCUGCUGAGCCAUUUGGGCUUGAUUGACUUUGACAGUCUGAGAGAUGGUGAACUGUGCUUAUUGGCUGAAACUCCGGCGCUAUUCCGGGAUGUCAAGGUUCUAGACCGGAAACAUGGCCGGGAGACCAUCAAAGUUGCCGUCAUCUAUGUUGCCCCGGGGCAAGAGGACGAACAUAGCAUUUUCAGAAACGAGAGUGGAAGUGUCGAGUAUGAAGCAUUUGUUUCUAGCUUAGGAUGGGAUGUGGAUUUGGGAUCCCACCCUGGUUUCGUUGGUGGACUGGAACGGAGCCUCGCCAACGGCAAGACCGCGACGUACUUUUGCACAUCCACAUACGAGAUCCUAUUCCACGACGUGACCAAGAUGCCCGUCGAUCAACACGAUGCUAAGCAGUUGAAGAAGAAACGACACAUUGGCAACGACCAAGUCCACAUCGUGUGGAACGAGCACCACCGGGACUACCGCCGCAACACCAUCGGCGGUGACUUUGGCAACGCUCAAAUAAUCGUCACGCCUCGCACGGAUGGUCUCUAUUCGAUCGAGGUGCUUCGAGACGAGAAGGUGCCUUCCUUCGGACCCUUACAUAACGUCACCGUGGUCAGUAAGAGCAUUCUGGGGCCUCUCGUGAGACAGACGGCUCUAAACGCCUAUCGCGCUACGCUGGCGAUGGGGGACAUGGCGGCUGCGACCACUAUGCUUGUCGGAGGCAAACAAGGGGGCAAAGGCGCUGUGGGUGGCACCAGCCAUACCGCAUCCAUAUCAUCUGCUACCUCAAUAUCAUCCGCCCGCACGGCGCCAUCAUCACAUGCUGUUCCGCUCCAGCCUCGUCAUGCUUUCGCCGCUCGGCGCGAGGACAUUGUUACCAUCGCAGAUCGCCACAAGUUGGGCAAAUGGACAUUUGAGAAGUUUAUAGAGGCCGUAUUUGCCACUGCGCCAGAGUUUAGCACCGGCCAGCAACGCCAAGAGUGCGUGUCCUCCUAUGAUUUCAAUGAGAGUCCAUCUCUCGGCAGUGGGGAGAGUAGCACCUCAGGGGCAAAUGAGAGGAGCGGGCCAACAACAUUGACGAGGAUCGUGUCGGGAUUGGUAGCAUGAGAUACCUCUGGACAGAGUUGCAGUUUCUGUUCAUAUGUACAUUACGAAAUCAAGUUGAAUCGCAGGAAAGCCAGAGCGAUUUCUUGUUCAAUAAAUGAAAAUAAGUACAAGGCUAGUGGUAUCUACAAAUACAAAGCGUAACCCCUGUUACGCAAGUCACUCACUACGCCUGGGGUAAGGAGGGGAAAGAAU
Molecule: messenger RNA, 1963 nt
Organism: Fimicolochytrium jonesii
Lineage: Eukaryota; Fungi; Chytridiomycota; Chytridiomycetes; Spizellomycetales; Powellomycetaceae
Exons: 5
Coding region: 320-1771 (483 amino acids)
Biological process (GO): positive regulation of GTPase activity; regulation of small GTPase mediated signal transduction
Cellular component (GO): nucleus; cytoplasm
Molecular function (GO): GTPase activator activity
Source: RefSeq, a predicted model, not a curated record